GUCUACUCAACGUACCCAAUACUUGCUCCUAUAGAAGCUGCUCUGCUGCUUGCUAGCUAGCUAGAAUUUGUAAGUAUCUCAAUUUCCCCAAUGGGCAGCUCCUCCUCCUCCUCCUCCUGGUCAUCAUCAUCAAGUUUCACCUCGUGGAUAAUGUUGGGCCUGCUGGUGUUAACUCUGGCAAGUUUUGCUCCUCUGGCUGCAGAGGCUAGGGCUUUCUUUGUUUUUGGUGACUCUCUAGUUGAUAAUGGCAACAAUAAUUAUCUUGCAACCACUGCCCGAGCUGAUUCUCCUCCCUAUGGCAUUGAUUUUCCCACUCGUCUACCCACCGGCCGUUUCUCUAAUGGCCUUAACAUCCCCGACCUUAUCAGUGAGGCAAUUGGCACAGAAUCCCCAAUGCCAUACUUAAGUCCAUUUCUCAAAGGAGAAAAACUGCUUGCAGGCGCCAACUUUGCUUCUGCUGGAAUUGGGAUUCUCAAUGACACAGGAAUUCAAUUUGUAAACAUCAUUAGAAUGUACAAGCAAUUGGAAUACUUCCAACAAUACCAGCAAAGGGUUACUGGGCUUAUUGGAGCUGAGCAAACUCAGAGAUUAGUUAAUGAAGCACUUGUCCUUAUGACCGUGGGAGGCAAUGACUUUGUUAACAACUACUAUUUGGUCCCCUUCUCUGCUAGAUCUCGCCAAUUCUCCCUCCCAGACUAUGUAGUCUACGUCAUCUCCGAGUACCGAAAACUUUUAGUCAGGGUAUAUGAGCUGGGUGCACGUAGAGUUUUGGUGACUGGCACCGGACCUUUAGGCUGUGUUCCGUCGGAAAUAGCUCAGAGGGGCAUAAACGGACAAUGCUCCGUUGAAUUGCAGAGAGCAGCCGGCUUGUUCAACCCACAGCUUGUACAAAUGAUCACUGAACUCAAUCGCGAAAUUGGAUCCGAUGUUUUUGUAGCAGCAAAUGCAUAUCAAAUGAACAUGGAUUUCAUCAACAACCCUCAAGCAUUUGGAUUUGUGACAUCCAAGGUUGCGUGCUGUGGGCAAGGACCUUAUAAUGGGAUUGGAUUAUGCACAGUAAUAUCAAACUUGUGUCCCAACAGAGACAUCUAUGCCUUUUGGGAUGCAUUCCAUCCAUCAGAGAGGGCCAAUAGAAUCAUUGUUCAACAAAUGUUGAGGGGCACCACCAAAUAUAUGCACCCAAUGAAUCUCAGCACCAUCAUGCUUUUGGAUUCUAGGACCUAAUUACCAAUUACAUGAAGUCUUUCUAUUAAACCAUGUCAUGGACAAUAUUAUUCUUUAUUAUGCAUGGUCCAUAUUAUUAAGUUGGUGGGUUUUUUAUAUUUUCUUUUUUUUUUUUUAGUGUGUUUAAUUUUCACUGGGCGAUUAUCUCUAUCAAAUUUCAUGUUGGCUACAUGGGUAAGCAUUGGCUAAAAUCUGUCUCUCUUCAAUAAAUUUUACACUAUGUAAUAGUGGAUUGUUGUUCCUGUCUCAA
Messenger RNA from Hevea brasiliensis (rubber tree), 1474 nucleotides. RefSeq names its product GDSL esterase/lipase At5g33370. The transcript has 5 exons. Gene Ontology annotation, molecular function: hydrolase activity, acting on ester bonds. The record is from RefSeq and is a predicted model, not a curated record. NCBI's taxonomy places the organism in Eukaryota, Viridiplantae, Streptophyta, Magnoliopsida, Malpighiales, Euphorbiaceae. Bases 91 to 1224 code for a protein of 377 amino acids.